AUGAUUUACAAAUUUUACAAUUGCUCAAGGAAGUUGUAUGAGCACACAGAGAAAUUAAAAUAUUUUAUAACAAAAAAUCAGUUAGUAAAUACUUAUCAAAAUAAGUUUCAGAAAAGUAUCUAUUUUGUUUACAAAAAUGGAAAUAAUGGGGGUUUUAAUGAAUAUACCGUAUUUUUAAAUAACGAGAAUAAACAUUAUAAUGAUAGAAAAAGUAACUUUAGAAUGCAUUAUAUUGUGUUUGCAAACGUAUUAGGUUUAACAGUUCAUGUAAAGAAAGAUGAAAAUUACGAAAACGAAAAUAUAAAUUUUUUAAAUAAUGAACUAUUAACAACUGAUUCAACUGUAAAUAUAAAUGAAAAUGUUAUAAGAAAAAAUGAAUUUAGUUUUAUAGGUAAAAAUAAAUUAUUCGGUAAUUCAAAUGAUAAUAAUACCAAACAAUCAGAUAAUGUCUUAAAAGGAAAUAAUAAGAAUGGUUCAAAAAAUGAUAAAUAUGAAUAUUAUCAAGAAUUAAGUGAAUAUAGCAAUAUGCAAAUAUUUUCUAGUAAUAGUCACCAUGAAUUGGCAAAUGAAAUAUGUUCCAAUUUAGGUAUAGGUUUGGGCAGAGCUUAUGUUGGAAAAUUUAGUGAUGGAGAAAUAGCUCUUCAAAUAAUGGACGAGGUUAGAGGAAGAGAUAUUUAUAUAAUCCAUUCAACUCCAGCAGGGGGAAAAGACGUUCAUUCGCGUUUAAUGGAAUUAUUUUUAUUUAUAUCAACCUUACGAAGAUCAUCUGCCAAAAAGGUAACGGCAGUUAUACCAUAUUUAAAUUACUCAAGACAAACUAAACAUUUAGAUGACCAUAAUUAUGUUCAUUCCUUAGGAGCCCCAGAAAUAGCUAUUUUGUUACAGGCUUGCGGAGUUGAUUCAAUAAUUUCUGUUGAUUUACAUAAUGCAAGGAUUGAAGGGUUUUCUACAGGAAAAAAAUUUCAACCUCCGCUUAUGAACAUUAAUCCUCAAUCAUUGGCUGUUGAAUAUUUUAAAAAAAAAAAACUUCGAAAUCCAGUUGUUGUAUCUAUUGACAACGAAGGUGCUGAAAGAACCAAAGAAUUUUGGAUUAGAAUGAAUAAGCACUCCAUGAACGCAGGUUUUACUACUCUUGUUUCUAGUAAUUAUAAUGAAAUUAAUAGUAGAGAAGGUUAUCCAGUUAAUGAUUCAUACGAAUCAAAUGAUUUCAAAAAUAAUCGUAUGAAUUUACAUAAUGAGGAUAACAAAAAAAAUAAUACUAAUACUUUAAAUAAUUCUAAAAUUGUAGAUAAAAAAGAAAAUGAUAUGUAUGAUAAGGAAAAAUUUACCAUAGUUGGAGAUAUUAAGGGAUGUGAUUGUAUUUUAGUAGAUGAUAUUAUUGAUACAGGAGAAAAAUCCCAAAAAGUUGCUGCUAUUUUAAAAAAUGCAGGAGCUCGUAAAAUAUAUUUAUAUGCUACUCAUGCCAUAUUAUCUGAUGGUUGCAUUGAAAAAAUUAAUAAUUCAUGUAUAGAUGAAGUUGUAACUACAAAUACCAUACACAUUCCAAGUAAUAUAUGUUGUGAAAAAUUGCAUAUCUUGUCAGUUGCAAAAUUAGUAGCCGAAGGAAUUAAAAGGGCUCAUAAUGAACAAUCAUUAAAUGCAUUAGAAGAUUUUUCUGAUGGACAAAUAGAAAUGAAAGUAUAG
This is a messenger RNA of Plasmodium falciparum 3D7, 1683 nucleotides long. RefSeq names its product ribose-phosphate diphosphokinase. Gene Ontology annotation, biological process: nucleotide biosynthetic process. Gene Ontology annotation, molecular function: ribose phosphate diphosphokinase activity; magnesium ion binding. NCBI's taxonomy places the organism in Eukaryota, Apicomplexa, Aconoidasida, Haemosporida, Plasmodiidae. The record is from RefSeq and is a predicted model, not a curated record.